AUGAGCACCAAACCUGAUAUGAUUCAAAAGUGUUUGUGGCUUGAGCUCUUUGUGGGUCUAUUCAUUGCUGGCACCCUGUCUCUGGACUGUAACUUACUGAAUGUUCACCUGAGAAGAGUCACCUGGCAAAAUCUGAGACUUCUUAGUAUGAGCAAUUCAUUUCCUAUAGAAUGUCUACAAGAAAACAUAGCUUUUGAGUUGCCCCAAGAGUUUCUACAAUACACCCAGCCUAUGAAAAGGGACAUGUGGAAGGCCUUCCACGAAAUGUCCCUACAGGCCUUUAACAUCUUCAGCCAACACACCUUCAAAUCCACUUGGAAAGAGAAACACCUCAAACAAAUCCAAACAGGACUUGAUCAGCAAGCAGAGUACCUGAACCAAUGCUUGGAGGAAGAGGAGAAUGAAAAUGAAGUCAUGAAAGAAAUGAAAGUGGAUGAGAUGAAAACCUCAGAAGCCAGGGUCCCCCACCCGAGGAACCUGGAACUGAGGAGAUAUUUCAACAGGAUAGACAAUUUUCUGAAAGAAAAGAAAUACAGUGACUGUGCCUGGGAGAUUGUCCGAGUGAAAAUCAGAAGAUGUUUGUACUACUUUUACAAAUUCACAGCUCUUUUGGGAACUGAAAUCCUGUUCCCUCCGAAAUCCCUUUCUCCUUCUCUUCCUCCAUCUUCUAAGGAUUACUGUGCUAUUCUGCAAGCCUGGCCUCAGUUGGAUUGGUGGCCUGGGAACGUAAGGGACAUUUGCCUCUCUAAGGAGACCAAGAGUCUUGUUAGAAAGUUUUAA
This is a messenger RNA of Saimiri boliviensis boliviensis (Bolivian squirrel monkey), 780 nucleotides long. It is a transcript of the gene IFNK, whose product is annotated as interferon kappa. The record is from RefSeq and is a predicted model, not a curated record. Gene Ontology annotation, biological process: defense response. NCBI's taxonomy places the organism in Eukaryota, Metazoa, Chordata, Mammalia, Primates, Cebidae. Gene Ontology annotation, cellular component: extracellular region. Gene Ontology annotation, molecular function: cytokine receptor binding.